UCAAGGCUCAAACCACUUUUGUCAGUCUGAGUAGCUCGGCAUCCGUCAACAUGGGGAGCGCUGCCUCUACCGAUGUGAAGAAUGCCAUGGAGGGCAAGUCGACUGAAGAGAUCGUUGCUGCUCUGAAGGAGCUUCCCACAGAUCAACUCACCAAGAUCAAAUCCGCUUUGGAUGGCGGCUCCUCUGGUCCUUGCCCGGGACCAGUUGACUGCGGCAAGAUCUCCGUUGUGGCCAAGGACUACAAGGGCCUCAUGGAGCAGCCAAAGGAGCCCAAGUUCAAGGGCGCCUUGUGCCAGAUCUUCGUUCGGAGUCAGCCCUACGGAGGCUCGGACAAGAGCAACAAUGGUCAUCGGUACGACUCGGUGCCGUUUGCAAAUGGCAUGAUCACCUCUGGCAUGAGCUGUCAACUGAUUCACUACACGCACGAGGAGCAUGAGACUUUCUUCGAUGUGUGCAAGAAUUUCAACUUCAUUAUCGUGCGUUGCAAUCCAGGCCAGAUCAAGGCUGAUGGGGGAGACCAGCAGAAGUUUGAUGACGGCAUGCGGGCCUUGCGCAAGACCGGCAUCCAGGUCUGGCCUUCCCCGGAUGUCAUGGAGAAGAUGGGUGCCAAGGAUGCGCUGUGCAAGGUGGCCACGCUGAAUAUCGGCUUGGAAGACACCCUGGCGUACUACUCGCCCGAAGAAUUUGCGGCUGGCUUCAAGAAGACCAUGGCGUUUCAGCCGCGCGUGAUCAAGCAGAACCGCGGCUCCUCCGGUGAGGGCAUCUGGAUCAUCAAGUUGAAGGACGGCAACUACUGCAAGGAGUACGGCGAGCGCUGCUGCGAGGAUGGCGAGAAGCUGUCCUUGAUGGAGGCCAACGACAACCACGAGGAGGAGCAUACCGUGGCAGAGUUCGUCGAGUUCUGCGUAAGUGGCCGCAACGAUAAGUCCGGAGAAUGGACCUCCAAGGGCGUGGGCAAGUACUUGGAGGGCGGCAAAGACGCAGGUGGCCAGCUUGUGGAUCAGCGCUUCUGUCCACGUAUCGUGGAAGGUGAGCUGCGCUACAACCUGAUUGUGGAUUCCCUGGUGGGCAUUAUCCACAAGAAGCCCAAGGAGGGAGGAAUCUCUGCAGUGGGUGGAACCGGUUCCACCUACACCUACUAUGGUCCUGAGGAGAAGCUCUUCGAGAACCUGACCACGAACUUCCUGAAGAAGGACCUGCCGCACGUCAUGCCUGCGCUGGAUUUGGCCGAGGAACCCGUGCCUCUGUGGUGGACCACUGACUUCAUCAACUCCUCCCCGGAAGGCACGAAGACCGAGGACGAGAAAUGGAUCGUGGGCGAGUUCAACUGCUCCUGCGUCGGCAUCUCCCGUUGCCUGGCUGCCUACUGCAAGGACGACACGCCCAACGCCUGCUUUCACGACAUCUCAGAGGAGGAUAAGGCGGAGGCCAAGAAGUAUGGGGACCUCAUGGGAGAAAAGGCCUUUGGCAUUCUCUCGAAGUGAGACUACUGCAUAGUGCUCUGCAGGGCUCAGCUUUCACCCAGCCUUUGACCUUGGCCGUGACUUUUCGCCCCUUCAUCUUCAUAGCAACUCCCUGGUCAUAUACCGGCAACGUAGCAGCUGCGUUGAGUGCUUUGCCCCGUGUUCGUGGUCGCAUCCGCCUAUUGCCGGUGCAUCACAGACGCUUUUCACAGAGGCUUGACCUGCUGCUUGCCGCUUCUCACCCGCCGCUUGACUCGGGACCAUGGCACACGGCCUUUUCGCGGUGGCCGUGGUUCUGACGCAUUUUGUGCCGGCUGCUGAAACAGCAACGCCGGCAUCUUUGAGUAGUGCCGUCCAUUGCAAUAUGCAUCGCACGCUUCGCUCGUGCACGCGGCAG
Effrenium voratum is the source of this 1860-nucleotide messenger RNA. NCBI's taxonomy places the organism in Eukaryota, Dinophyceae, Suessiales, Symbiodiniaceae. The record is from the annotation of a GenBank genome assembly.